AAUUCAUGCAGCGAAAAUUAGAUAUUUUUCAUUACAAAGACAAGAUUUUGGGAAAAUUAGAAAGAAAACCCCCAAAUUGAUAAACCCCAGUUGAUAACAAGAACACUUUUGAUUUGACCAUUGAAUUGGAGAUAGGAUUGUUUGUGCGGGCCAAGGUUGAGGCAUUCAUCUUUCCAUAUUCAUCAAAGUCUUCAAAAAAAAAAAAAAUUACACUGUCUUAGAAAUGACACGAUCCUUGGCAAUGGCUUCUUCAUCAAUGUUAUGUCCGAGGCUGGGGAAUUGUGCAGUGUCACCAUCCUCUUCUAUUACUUCACAUACAAAAAUCCAAUCUUUUCAGCUCUCUCCAAUGUUCUCUCCACUGGGUCGAGGCCUUUUCUCACCUUGGAGUGGUUUAAAGCAUCUGGGCAUCUCAACUAGACCAAAGCCCCUUUUUCCCAUAGAUAGAAAGGGAGGGUGUAAGGGUAAAGUGGUUUAUGCUUCUCUCUUUGGAGUUGGAGCCCCUGAAGCUCUGGUCAUUGGGGUCGUUGCUUUGUUGGUUUUUGGUCCUAAAGGUCUUGCUGAGGUUGCUCGAAAUCUGGGAAAAACAUUGCGUACAUUUCAACCCACCAUUAGAGAGCUUCAGGAUGUUUCAAGGGAAUUUAAGAGUACACUUGAACGGGAGAUUGGUCUUGAUGACAAUUUAAGUCCAACCCAGAAUCCAUACAAUUCCAACAAUCGCAAUAGCACAUCAACUUCAUCAUCCACUGUUGACCCAAAUGGUACGCCGGAUCCAAUUAAAGCAUACAGCUCUGAGGACUAUCUUAAGAUUACAGAGGAGCAACUUAAGGCAUCUGCUGCACAACAGCAAGGGCAAACACCUCCUAAGGAAGGCGAGAUUGAACCUCAAAUCCAGCCUCCUGCUACUACUGUGCCUCCACCUCAGAAGCCAGAAAGUGAGAAUUUGCCUCUGGAUUCAUAGGGAUAGGGAGUUGAAAGUCACUUGUCCAAUAGCACUUCAAUGCUCGGAAUGUGGGCACUACUAUUGGCAUAAGUUAUGGGAAUGGUCACGCAAUUUUGUAACCGGGUAGUCAUUAGAAUUAUGUAAAAAGUAAAGAAGAAAACCAACACGUAUUGUGUUCCUAAAUUUGUUGUAGUUAAUGAUUUAUUGAUGCUGAUUAUCUGCCCUCCUUUUACAUCAAUAAAUAUGAUCAUCUGCAUUCAGGAA
Messenger RNA from Cajanus cajan (pigeon pea), 1204 nucleotides. It is a transcript of the gene HCF106, whose product is annotated as Bacterial sec-independent translocation protein mttA/Hcf106. The record is from RefSeq and is a predicted model, not a curated record. Gene Ontology annotation, cellular component: membrane. NCBI's taxonomy places the organism in Eukaryota, Viridiplantae, Streptophyta, Magnoliopsida, Fabales, Fabaceae. Gene Ontology annotation, biological process: protein transport by the Tat complex.